This is a messenger RNA of Trametes versicolor FP-101664 SS1, 1698 nucleotides long. Its product is annotated as peptidase S28. Lineage: Eukaryota; Fungi; Basidiomycota; Agaricomycetes; Polyporales; Polyporaceae. The coding region runs from base 1 to 1647 and encodes 548 amino acids. Gene Ontology annotation, biological process: proteolysis. The record is from RefSeq and is a predicted model, not a curated record. Gene Ontology annotation, molecular function: serine-type exopeptidase activity; dipeptidyl-peptidase activity. The transcript is spliced from 13 exons.
AUGGGUGCCCUGCUCGCCCUCUUAUCUCUCUUCGCUGCGCGCGCCGUAUGCGGCGGCAUCGACAACGUACGCGUCUUGGGACCCCAGGCGGUCAAUCUCUGGCAACUCGAGGCGCGCAACAGCGACAUCUCCGCCUCGGAUGCACUUCCCAGUGAAGACGACUCGGACGAGCUACUGAGCGCGCUCGAGCGCAAGUUCCCCGCGCACUGGUUCACGCAGCCGCUCGACCACUUCACGAACGCGUCCGGGCAUACCUUCGAGCAGCGGUACUGGAUCAGCACGCGUCACUAUCGCCCGCGCCCAGAUGCACCAGUUAUCGUGCUCGAUGGCGGCGAGACGAGCGGGCGGGACCGGCUGCCGUUUCUUGACACCGGCAUUGUGGAGAUCUUGACGAAAGCUACGGGCGGGGUGGGCGUUAUCUUGGAACACAGAUAUUAUGGCCGCACGAUCCCAGUUCAGAACUUCACGACCGAUUCCUUGCGGUGGCUGAACAAUGCUCAGUCUGCCGCGGACUCUGCCAACUUUAUGGCGAACGUGAAGUUUCCUGGAAUUGACGAGGACCUCGCCGCGCCCAACCACCCAUGGAUUUACUAUGGCGGCUCAUACGCGGGUGCGCGCGCGGCUCACAUGAAAAUCUUGUACCCGGAUCUUGUGUAUGGCGCGAUCGCGUCUAGCGGCGUCACUCAUGCUGCUCUCGAACUUUGGGAAUACGCGGAAACCAUCCGGCGCGCGGCGGACGCCACAUGUGCUCAGCACCUCGAGAACUCAAUCAAGAUCAUCGACGCCCUCCUCGAUGUCCCGGUCACCAAGUACCCGCUGAAAGCGCUAUUUGGGCUAGCGAAGCUCAGACACGACGAGGACUUCGUCUCCCUCCUGCAGAGCCCGAUCGGUGGAUGGCAAGGGAAGGUUUGGGACCCGGAGGUCGGCAGCACCAGCUGGGAUGAGUUUUGCACCGCUCUAGACAAGUCAUUCGUACCCUGGGAUGCCCCUGAGGUGCUCUCAUACGACGAGGACGCCGGCCUUGUAGCGGUCACCGAGGAGUUGAAGGUUCCUCUACCGGUCUACAACUACGCACAGUACAUCAAAUCGAACUAUGUCUCCCGGUGCCCGAACGGCGCUGUCGAGGAGUGCUUCGGCACAUACGAUGACGCCAAGUACCAGGGCACGGACCUCAGCCAGACGUGGAGGCUGUGGAUGUUCCAGGUUUGCACGGAGUGGGGUUACUUCAUGACCGCCCCUCCUGAAGGGCAACCCCGCAUUAUCUCGCGCCGCAUAGACCUGGCAUACGAGUCUAAGCUCUGCAAGCAGGCGUUCGUUCCCGGCAAGGACUUCAUUGUCCCGCCGCUGCCUAACAUCACCGCGGUCAACUCUCUUGGCGACUUUGACAUCGCGGCAGACCGUCUGGCCAUUAUCGACGGAGAAGUCGACCCUUGGCGGCCGGCCACGCCGCACAGUGAGUACGCCCGCGACAGGCCGGACACUAUUCUGCAGCCGUACAAGAUCAUACCCAACGCUGUUCACCACUACGACGAGUACGGCCGCCGUAACCUCUCCGAGGAGCCCAUCGAGAUCCAGCAGAUCCAUGAGCAGAUGAUAGGCUUCGUCGUAUCAUGGCUGUCGGACUGGGAGGUCCCAGCAGCAGCCUAGAUUACUUAUUUUGCGCGCAGCUUGGAGGAUGUACAACAUAUGAGAUGAUCU